Messenger RNA from Mugil cephalus (flathead mullet), 3394 nucleotides. RefSeq names its product cytospin-A. Bases 566 to 2395 code for a protein of 609 amino acids. Gene Ontology annotation, molecular function: protein binding. The record is from RefSeq and is a predicted model, not a curated record. The transcript has 12 exons. Lineage: Eukaryota; Metazoa; Chordata; Actinopteri; Mugiliformes; Mugilidae.
CAGGUCAGUGGGUCAUCCAAGUCAUAAAGAGAAAAGAUAAGUGAGAAGCAUCACAGAGGCAACAGGUUUUUUCCUAACGUAGCCUAACUGUGCCCUCCAGUGGACACAUCCAGCGGAUUUCGGCGGCAGCGUGUUUAGAGUUGGUCGAUCUUCUUAGUCUUCUUUUUAUUUUAUUUUAUUUUAUUUUAUUUUAUUUUAUGUUUUGCUGUUGUUUUGCGAACUAAAAUCGGAAUUUGUCCACCCUACCGAGAGAAAAAUCGUUUCUUUUCUUUUUUUUUGUUUGCAUUUCUCAGAGUGUGAUCGCCUCUCCUCCGUGAAGACGCAGCCAGGCAGUGCGCUUGGAUGAGCAGCGCUGGGGAAAGAAAAGCGUGGAGAAGGAGCAGGAGGAGAAGAAGAAGAAGAAGAAGAGGAGGGAGAGUUUCUCCAAACGCAGAACGAAACAACCUUGGACUUACUUGUCCGCUCUCAAGGGUCGCCUCCACACUGCCACUUUGUUCUGGGCUGAGUGAAGGGGCAACAAGCACCUGCAGGGCCGCACUGCUUGCCCAAACCCUAUAACUGCACCAUGGGAAGCUUUUCCAGCAAGGACGGCCACGGACCCCAAGGGGCCCAUUUGGAGAGUUUCCACACUCCACCUACUACUCCACAGAGCGAUGGGGCCUCUUUUACGGCUGGAGGUCCCCAAUUUAAACCUCCCCGCACGGCCCCAGUUUCGUCGCCACCUCCAGUGCCUACCAGCACACCCGGCGGGAAGAAAUCGCAGCCCGGCACCCCCGCCACGCCCAGCACUCCCAUCCCUCCUCCCGACUGGAGGCCUCCUCCGCCGGUCACCUCAAGCCGCUCCGCAAAUGGGCCCGGAGUGAGCCCCGUGCACAACCAGCCAGGAGGCACGGCGGCAGCCAGAAGGCCGGGCGCUUCGGGAAGGAAUGGCGGCCCCCCCACCUCCACCCCAAAGACUCCAGUCACCCCAGGGAAGAGUGUGGCUGUCAGCCCUUUUAAGAGUUCCUCUUCUCAGUGUAGUGCAUCGACCGCGGCAGUCACCUCGCUGGGGCAGAACUGGAAGGAAAGGGACAGUGGUCUGAGCCAGUCUCUGCUCCCGGAUCACGAAUUGCCGGACGGACAAGGGGGGGAAGUGAAGAAGCUGCUAGAGGAGUGUAGGACCGUGCUGGGUGUCACCGACAGCCAGGAUAAGACCACAACCACGACAGAGAUACUGCAGCAUCUGAUGACGGAAGUGAAGAGUUUGAAGGCUACUUUGCAGACGGAGCGUGCGGAAUGGCUGCAGUUCCAGGCCGACCUCCAGGUGGCGGUGGCGGUGGCAGACCGCCUGAGAGCUGAGGCUGACGAAGAGCUGACGGCGCUCCGAACGGCCCACAAGGACACGGAGAGGGAGCUGGCCGCCGCCCAGCAGAGACAGAAGGAGGCAGAUAUGCAGCUGGUCACCCUGAGAGGAGAGCUGAAGGAGAGCAGGCAGAGACUGGCCACUCUCACUCAGGCUCAAGACAAAACCGAAGGCCAGGCUCCUCGUCACGAGCCGGAGAGGCCCAACGGAAAAAAAUCGAACAGCAACGAAAGCACAGAAGGAGCCCAGAGGGGCAGGGAGAGGGCGGUGUACAGGUUGGGACGAGAAGGCGUGGAAAGUCGGAAUCAGAAUGACACGACAAAGAGUGCUGUCAGCGAGGAUGCGAGGACAGACUGCAAAGGUGUGACCAAGCGUUACCUGAGAAACGUGACCAAUGAGGAUAGGAGCAGAGCAGAGGUGAGCUCCAGCGAGACGAGAAGGACCCUAACAACAGAGCGGUCAAGGAGCCUGUCCAGAUUGCCGGCUUCCUCCGACUCAACUGCUGUUCAAAAUGGAAACCCCCAGUCCAAUACCACCACGACAGUUGGACCUACAAACAAGAACUUGGCACAACUAAGAGGACGAAGAAGUUUCGAUUGGCAAGACGGCAAGUCAAGUAAUGACUCAGGCAAACGUGAGGAGUCUCUGAACAAGUACAACUCGGCCCUCACCGAGUUGCCACCCACCAAGUCCCAAGACGGUUUCAACCUACUGCUGCGUCGCCAUGGGGGCUCAAAAAGAAACUCGCUGCUCCGCUGGUGUCAGAGCCGAACCCAAGGCUACAAGAAUAUUGAUAUUACCAACUUCAGCAGCAGCUGGGCUGAUGGCCUCGCGUUCUGUGCCGUCUACCACACCUACCUCCCGUCCCACAUCCCUUACAGCACCCUCAGUCCAGAGGACAAGAAGGAGAACCUCAGCCUGGCAUUCAAAACAGGAGAGUCUGUUGGGAUUGCGCAGUCUCUGACGUUGGAGGAGAUGCUGAGAGCAGGUGGUCCUGACUGGCAAAGGGUCUUGAGCUACGUUGAGAGCAUGUACCGUCACUUUGAAAUGUGACUGCUGAAGGAACUGACAAACAAUCCCAUGACAGAUAUGUGAGGACUCAACUUCAAGUGUUAGUAAUAACGGCCCCCUGAGUAGUACCUUUGGUGGGUGUCUGCAAGUAAAUGACAUUCAAAGCUACAAAUUGUAACUUUAAUCUUUUGCUUGACGUUUAAGUGCAGGAUGUCUUAGAAAUGGCAGUAACAAAAGCAAAAAGCCCAAGCGAAAGAUGUAAGCACAGAUGAACAUCAGCUGUGUGUACUUUUCAUUUCCAUUAAUUUUUGAUGUGGCUCUUGGGUAUACUGGCUUGUGCUAUAAAACGGUGUUAAUGGACUGCACAUACUUAAAGCCUCUGUGGACAAGUUGAGAAUCUGAUUGAAGUUACAUAUUGUAGCUUUCCAAAUAAAGAACAUCUGAAUAUCUGGAUAUUUCUAUAGCAAAUGUUUGCUGCAAAUGUCUCCACACUGGUACUUCACUGGCAGAAAGUACUGUAUUAGAUAAUAUAUUGCAUGAAAUCUGUUAGCAGUCAUUCAACUGCCCAAGGUUUUAUCUGACAAUAUGUUUUGCCUCUUGCUUUUAUAUGUGAUGCUUUUUUUCCCCUCUCCUGGACCUUAUAGCACUCUGUAAAUAUGCACUUUUUUCAGCACUUUGUCGGUGUAAGAAUGUAACAGCGUUGGAAAUGUGUGUGAUGUAUGAAUACUGAAUAACAGUUCUGAAAGUGCCUCUUUAUUAUCACACGUGUGCCAGGGCUGUUCAUGGGGCUCAGGGAUGUGCUUUACAAGAGUGCUGUUGAGCAAAAAGAAAAACACAAACCUGCACAAGCUUGCACGUCACCUCGCCUCCCGCCCGCAUCCUCGCUGAUGCACAGCUGGUGCUGUCAAGACACGUUUAAAGACGAGUUUGUUGCCAAAGUUGUCAAAUAUCGGACAAAUACGCCGUACAUUGUAAAAUAUGUUUAUAUGUAACUAGUGUGAAAAGAAAUGCCAAAGCAAUAAACAGUUAAUAUGAGUUAAA